AUGCCAUGGGGACAGCUGCAGGGGAUAGUGAGGAUCAGCAGAAGAUAUAAAAAUGCCAAGUAGAAAAUGGAGCAAACCCAGAGCCCUGGCAAGGAUUCCCACCAAACCCAAGGCAAUACCUACCAGACCAUGACAUCUCCACAUGGAGACUGUGAUUGUCUCAUCCCACCCAACAGCAGGAAGAGCAGCAGCUCUGCUUUGAGCGAGCUAUUGCUGGACAUUAUGAAGAAGAUGGACCAGAACUUGGAAUUCAUUAGCACCAUGGGCAAGAAACUCACAGCUCUGAGCAUUCACAUGAACAGGCUGGAAAGGCUGAUUACCCACUUGGGCCAGUCAACUGCUCAGGUGGACUCACUGGCCUGGAGGCAGCAGGAUGAAAUCCAGAAGUGUGUGGAGCAUCUGCUGCAGGAAAACCACCAUCUCGCUGCCUGCAUGGAGCAGGUGGAGAGGCAGGUGCCACCCACCAGCCUCGGGGUCCUUGGCUUGCCUGCAGAGGAGGAGGAGUUCAAAGAAGCCUUCGGCCUGUUUGACCGGACACCCACAGGAGCCAUGCAGAUCACUUACGCACAGUGUGGGGAUGUCCUACGGGCGCUCGGUCACAACCCCACCAACGCAGAGGUCCUGAAGGUGCUGGGCAAGACCAAACCAGAAGAAAUGAACACAAAGAUGCUGGACUUUGAGACCUUCCUCCCCAUCCUGCAGCACUUCACCCGGAACAAGGAGCAGGGCACCUACGAGGAUUUUGUGGAAGGGCUGCGUGUCUUCGACAAGGAGGGCAACGGCAUGGUGAUGGGGGCUGAGCUGCGCCAUGUACUGGUCACUCUGGGGGAGAAGAUGACGGAAAGCGAGGUGGAGCAGCUCAUGGCAGGGCAAGAAGAUGCCAAUGGAUGUAUCAACUAUGAAGCUUUUGUCAAGCACAUCAUGUCUGGCUGAAAGAAGAAACUUCAGGCUGCUAUAUGGCAAGCACUUAACCACUAUGCUUACCGUGAUGCAGUGUUCCUUGCAGAAAGAUUAUAUG
This is a messenger RNA of Egretta garzetta (little egret), 1018 nucleotides long. RefSeq names its product myosin light chain 4 (gene MYL4). The coding region runs from base 67 to 933 and encodes 288 amino acids. The record is from RefSeq and is a predicted model, not a curated record. Gene Ontology annotation, cellular component: myosin II complex. Gene Ontology annotation, molecular function: calcium ion binding. The transcript has 6 exons. NCBI's taxonomy places the organism in Eukaryota, Metazoa, Chordata, Aves, Pelecaniformes, Ardeidae.